CAGUCCUUGACUGAUCGGCGGACAUGUAAGACCUAUGUCACAGCCAGAGGCGACAUUUACUCGCUUUUAAAAUCACACAAAAUAGUUUGUAUCUUUUCUGUCAGUCCACCCACUUCUUCCUCUCUUCUCCACUUCAUUAGACCCAAUACAGCCCACGAUCCAAAUCGCUGAUUCACCUGUCAUCCCGUAUGAACAGCCUCUUCCACAAGACCAACUUGUUCGGUUGAACCCAUCCGCAGUUACCAAUUGAUAAUCCAUUGAAACCAAAUCGCUAGUAGAAUUUUCAAAAUUUCAAGUCGACGCAUCAACUGAGCAAAUCAUCGAGAUAGACAAGUAAAAGUUUUCGACUAACCUCCAGCGUGGGCUAGAAAAUUUUCCUAAGUUAUUCCAAAGUGGCCAAAUUUUUUCGACGCUGAAAGAUUUUCGGACGUUGGACGUUUCUUGACGAACUUCCAAAGGAUAUUGAUAUCUGAUAUGGACGUGGACACGACUACUAGCAACAAGAACAACGACAAUACCGGAAAUAAUAACGCGGACUCUUGUAGCAGCAAUGCGCAGCGUCUUAUCGUUGAAAAUGGCGGCCGAUGUAUGAGUACUCAAGCAAUGCAAUCGCUUUACGACCUCCGUCAGAACAAUCAGCUCUGCGAUGCAAUUCUGCGUCUUGAAGAUGGCGGAGUAUUUCCAAUUCAUCGAGCGAUAUUAUCAGCCUGUAGCACCUACUUCAGGGCCCUGUUCACUACUACUUUGCACUCUCGCGAGAAAACUGAUAUCCUCCUACCCGGAGUCAACAGCAGCAUGAUGAACCUUUUACUGGAGUACGCGUACCUACGUUCACUGGAGGUGAACCGUGAAAACGUUUGUCAACUUUUGGUAACAGCAGACUAUCUCAGUAUACUUGGAGUCCUGGAUCUUUGUUGCGACUAUCUCAGGCAGAAUCUAGCGCCGGAAAAUUGCAUUGGAGUUAUGCGAUUCGCGCGAGAGCAUUUCUGUAAAUUACUUGAAACGGACGCGCAUCGUUACGUCAUGCGGCACUUUGUACAAGUCGCGCAAAGAAGCGAUGAGGUCCUCUAUCUGCCUAUCGAAGAGCUUAGAGGGUUGGUAGGUGCCGAUGAGCUGAACGUGAAGAGCGAAGAGGCCGUUUGGGAACUGGUGCUGAGGUGGAUAAAUCACGAGCCCGAGUCACGCAAGGGUUAUAUAGUCGAGCUGAUGAAGAACAUUCGUCUAGGAUUGUUAGACACGCAAUUCUUUCUUGAGAAUGUCAAAGAUCAUCCUUACGUAACCGGAAACGAAGCGUGCAGACCGAUUAUCAUAGAAACUUUAAAGUUUCUAUAUGAUCUGGAGAUGAUCACGCAAAAGGACGGGGAAGUUCCUACACCGGAAAUAGCAAGACCACGCGUACCUCAUGAGAUCCUGUUUGCGAUUGGUGGCUGGAGUGGCGGAAGUCCAACAAAUUUUAUCGAGACCUACGAUACCAGAGCUGAUCGUUGGGUAAAGGUCGAAGAAGUGGAUCCUACUGGUCCCAGAGCUUAUCACGGUACAGCAGUAGUAGGAUUUAAUAUAUACGUCAUCGGUGGAUUCGAUGGCAUGGAUUACUUCAACAGUUGCCGUUGCUUCAAUGCAGUGACGAAAGCGUGGCGCGAGGUGGCGCCAAUGAAUGCACGCAGGUGCUACGUAAGCGUGGCGGUGGUCAACGAUUUAGUUUACGCGAUGGGUGGCUACGACGGUUAUCAUCGACAAAACACAGCGGAACGUUACAAUUAUCGUAACAAUCAAUGGUCACUGAUAGCACCAAUGAACGUGCAGAGAUCUGACGCAAGUGCCACUAUGUUGAACGAUAAGAUUUACAUCACCGGUGGCUUCAAUGGUCAGGAGUGCAUGAAUUCAGCUGAGGUUUAUGAUCCAGAGACCAAUCAAUGGACUUUAAUAUCAGCUAUGCGAUCACGAAGAAGUGGCGUAUCGUGUAUAGCUUAUCAUGACUGCGUUUACGUCAUCGGUGGGUUCAAUGGAAUAUCCAGAAUGUGUAGCGGGGAGAAAUACAGUCCUGCUACUAAUACUUGGACACAGAUACCGGAUAUGUAUAAUCCACGUAGUAACUUCGCCAUUGAAGUCAUUGACGACAUGAUCUUUGCUAUUGGUGGCUUCAAUGGAGUAACGACUAUUUAUCAUGUCGAGUGUUACGAUGAAAAAACCAAUGAGUGGUAUGAGGCGACUGAUAUGAAUAUAUAUCGUUCUGCUUUGUCUGCUUGUGUGAUAAUGGGAUUGCCGAAUGUCUAUGAUUAUAUUCAUAAGCAUCGUGAGAGACUGAUGGAAGAGAAACGUCAGAAAUUAUUGGCCCUUGAGGUACAACGUGCUCAGCAGCAGCAGCAGCAGCAACAGCAGCAGCAACAGCAACAACAACAAAAUCAACAUCAGAUUAACGUCAAUAGUCAAAUCCUUCAGCAAUUGCCACAUGCGCAGAUACAUAAUGACAAUAACAAUAAUCAUGUUUAAUUUCUGAAAUCCGACCUGGUGCAAGUGCGGGUGAUUGUUAAAAUUGAGAAGAACGAUCUAUUUAUUGAUCUUUUGAUAGGAACAAUAUUUUCGAUGAUUUUAUGAACGUUUUAUAGCGAUAUUAAUGAGCGAUCGAUCGCUUGUCGAUCGUUGCCCGGGAAAAAUACUUAUAGAAUUUUUACAGUGAGAAGGACGAGUGAGAAUUUUGAGAUACGUAAUUAUCACCACUUUUCGUGGGAAAACAGUGAAAAAGUGUGGAAAAAAAAUUGUGGCGAAUGCAACUGAGAGAGGAAUAGGAAAUACGUAAUUGACGCAGAAAAGAGAAAUAAACUGAUAUCCAUAAUUUUUUACAAUGAAUAAUUCACGUGUACACAGCAGUAGAAAAAUCUUAGGCUGGAAAAUAUUACAUAAUAUAAGAAUAAUGGGACGUACGUAUUAGGGGUACCUAUAUGUAAUUUCGCUUCUUCAAAUUAUUGAAAUUUUUUAAAAGCGACGUUACUUAUCGAUGCCUGUAAUACAGAUAUUCACAUGUAAUACAGGAAUUGAAUGAAAUCCAUUGAGCCUCCAAUACUCUUUAAAAACCACAUUCACAGUACGAUUAUAAUAAUAAUU
Messenger RNA from Cephus cinctus (wheat stem sawfly), 3102 nucleotides. It is a transcript of the gene klhl10, whose product is annotated as kelch-like protein 10. The transcript has 9 exons. The record is from RefSeq and is a predicted model, not a curated record. Gene Ontology annotation, molecular function: protein binding. The coding region runs from base 475 to 2490 and encodes 671 amino acids. Lineage: Eukaryota; Metazoa; Arthropoda; Insecta; Hymenoptera; Cephidae.